AUGAAUUGGUUGAUAGUCAACCAAUUAACAGUUCUUCUCUGGAAAAAUUUUACAUUAAAGAAGAGGCGGAUGAUUAGUUCAGUAACAGAAGUCUUGGCAGCAUUGUUGUUUGUAAUAAUGCUGUUGAUAUUCCGUACACUUACUGGUAUAGAUGUUGCUGGACCGUAUCAUUUCAAGCCUCAACCCAUUUCUACCAUGCCUUCUUUCAUCAAAGAUGCCAAGGAGUGGGAAUUGAUUUACAUACCUUCUGAUAUUGAUGUGGUAACAGAAAUUAUUGAGAAUGUAAAGAAGAAUCUCAACACCACUCUAAAAGUUCGAGGUUUUCCUUCGGAAGCAGAGUUUGAGAAAUAUAGUCUGCUUGGUUUUGCAUCUCAGAAAGUGCUGGGUGCUAUUGUUUUUGACUGUGACUUCAAAAACAAGAAGGAUACUCUGCCACUUCAGAUAAAAUAUCAUUUACGUUUUAUUGGUGUGCAGAGGACCAUCUGGUGGCCAGACAAGACAGGCUGGAAAACAACAUUUCUUUUUCCUAAUCAUCCUUCUAUACAACCCAGGAAUCCAGAUUUUCAUGAUGGAGGAAGUCCUGGGUAUAUCAGGGAAGGAUUCCUGGCAGUACAGCAUGCCGUGGAUAAGAGCAUUAUGUUAUAUCAUGAAAUCGGUGCUGGGAAAAAGCUAUUUGAUGAAACUAACAUUCUCAUACAGAGAUUUCCAUAUCCAGCUCAUCCUCAGGAUAAAUUGCUUUGGAUCUCCAGUCCUUUCAUCCCUUUGAUGUUCAUAAUUAUGUUCUCUUCCAUUGUUCUUUCCAUCACACGAUCCAUUGUGUUUGAAAAGGAAAAAAGAUUAAAGGAAUACCAGCUCAUAAUUGGGCUUAGAAAUUGGAUCAUCUGGGCUGGCUAUUUCUUCACGUUUUUCCCUUUAUAUGUCAUCAUUAUCCUUUUGAUAUGUGCAUUACUGUUUAUUGUAGAGGAGCCGAUCCUUCGAUACAGUGACUGCAGUUUCAUCUUUGUCUUUCUUACAUGUUAUGCCAUUGCGUCCAUAUGCUUUGCCUUUAUGGUUAGCACAUUCUUCAAUAAAACUCAUUUAGCUGCUUCUGCUGGAAAUCUCCUGUUUUUUGCCAGUUUCUUUCCCUAUAACUUCAUCUCUGAACACUAUGGAAUGUUGGGCCUUACCACCAAGGUGACUGCCUGUCUGAGCGCAAAUGUUGCAUUGGCACUGGGGAUUGAUAUUUUAAUCAAGUUGGAAAUACAAGAGAUUGGUGUUAAAUGGCAUAAUCUUUGGACACCAGCCAAUCUCGAGGAUAACUUCAUCUUUGGCUAUAUGUUCGGAAUGCUUCUGCUUGACGCUUUCUUAUACAGCCUUAUUACCUGGUAUGUAGAGGCUGUCUUUCCUGGGCAGUGUGAUGUGCCUCAACCAUGGUACUUUUUCCUUAUGCGCUCAUACUGGUUUGGCAAACCAAAAUUUCAAAAGACUGCAGAAGAGAUAAAGUGCUUCCCCAUAGUGCAUAACUGUUUUGAGACUGAACCUACCAACUUGGUAGCAGGUAUCCAGAUCAAACGUUUGUACAAGGAGUUUAGAAACAAACCCGCAGUAAGCAACUUGUCAUUGAACGUGUAUGAGGGGCAGGUCACUGUUCUUCUGGGACAUAAUGGGGCAGGAAAGUCCACAACCUUGUCUGUUCUCACAGGUCGUUUUCCUGCUACCAGAGGAGAGGCCUAUAUUAAUGGAUAUAGUAUUUCAGAUAACAUGUUUGAAAUUAGAAAAGACUUGGGCUUCUGUCCUCAACAUGACCUGUUGUUUGAUGACUUGACACUCUCAGAACACCUUUUUUUCUACUGCAUGGUAAAAGGAAUACCUCAGGACAUAAACUGUGUGGAAAUUGAACGUAUGCUGUCUAUGUUUAACCUGAAAGAUAAUUACCAUGCAUUAUCAGGCUCAGUGAGUGGAGGAGUGAGGCGCAAGCUCUCCAUCAUUAUGGCACUUACAGGGGGCUCCAAGGUAGUGAUACUUGAUGAACCAUCAUCUGGCAUGGACCCAAUGUCAAGAAGGGCCACCUGGGAUAUCCUUCAGCAUUAUAAAUUCAAUCGGACCAUUUUACUAACCACCCACUACAUGGAUGAAGCUGACAUCCUGGGUGACCGCAUUGCCAUCAUGGUCAGGGGGACCUUGCACUGCUGUGGCUCUUCCGUCUUCCUGAAACAAAUAUAUGGUGCUGGAUAUCGCAUAGUCAUGGAGAAAGAACCAUAUUGUGAUGUUAACAAUAUCGUUGCAAUGAUUCAGCAUCAUAUUCCAGAUGCUGUGUUGGAAAAUGAUUUAGGAAGUGAGUUAUCAUUUAUCCUAUCCAAAAAGUAUGUAUCAAGAUUUGAAACUUUGUUUACUGAGUUGGAAAUAAAACAGAAAACACUGGGCAUUGCCAAUUUUGGAGCUUCAAUCACUACAAUGGAAGAGGUUUUCCUUAAGGUCAAUAAUCUGGCAGCUCCCCAAAGGAAUAUUCAGACUCUCAACUCCUAUUACCUGGCAUACAAAAAGAUGAGAGAAGAUAAGCAGCAGAAUGUGAAUAUACCUGAAAAAAUGAAACAAGAUAAGCAGCAGAAUGUGAAUAUACCCAGAAAUUAUAAAGGACCAGAUUUUUCCUAUUUGAGUGAAAUUUCUACCACUAAAUUUAACACUGGGUUUCCACUUUACCGCCAGCAAUUUUGUUCCAUGUUUAUAAAAAGAGCAUUAUUCAUUUGGCGCAACUGGAAGUUGAUGUUGCUACAGAUAACAGUAAUUUUGCUUGCCACUACAUAUCUCUUAUUAGCUCUGCACUCAGAUGAUCAUGAUAUACCUGAAAGAGAAUUGGAUUUGAGUCACUAUGGUGAAACCAUUGUGCCUUACUCAGUUUCAGGGAACUCUGAUUUGGCUCUGAAUCUCACAGAGAACCUUAAGAAUUUUCUAAAGUCAAAGAAUCAAAACUUACGAAAAAUAAGAGGUGAUAUAAAUGAUUACAUAUUGAAAAAUAAAGAGUGUCGUAGCUUCUGCAUUAUUGCACUUUCUAUUGAGGUUGAGAAAAACAAAACAGUACUCACUGUUUUCUUCAAUAAUGAGGCAUAUCAUUCACCUGCAAUAUCCCUGGCGAUAUUAGACAACAUUCUUUUUAUGACACUUUCUGGACCUAAUGCUUCCAUUACCGUCUUUAAUAAGCCUCAGCCUCAGCCUCACUCUUAUUAUGAUUCUAACACAAUGACUGUAAGUGGAUUACAAAUAGUACAGUGUUUGGCUUUUGGCAUUUCUGUAGUGGUUGGGACCUUUAGUCUGCAGACAGUAACUGAAAGGAUCAGUCAAGCCAAGCACAUCCAGUUCCUGAGUGGUGUGUGUGUGCUCACUUACUGGCUGCCUGCCUUUUUGUGUGAUCUCCUCUUCUUCUUCAUUGCCUCCUGUAUACUACUGGGCGUAUUCAUAUUCUGCCAAGUGGAUGCAUUUUUUGUGAGUUACAACUUUCUGGACACGAUGCUGAUUUUUAUGCUGUAUGGCUGGUGUGCUGUUCCCCUCAUGUAUCUUGGAAGCUUUCUGUUCAGAAGUAGCACUACUGCCUACAUCAAGCUCACGCUCUUUAACUACUUUUCAACUAUUUUCAGUAUCAUCAUUUACACUGUAGUGAAAUUUUAUGGUAGUGACUUUCCUAAGUUCAUCAACAGCUUCAUAAAUACAGCUUUAAUGAUACUGCCUAGUUACAACUUUGCAAUGAGUAUCAGCAAGUAUUUUGAUGACUAUGAGAUGAAAACACUGUGUGCUAAGGAAUUCAGAAGCAUUUACAUGGAUUGCAGUGAGUCAUAUACUCAGAACAAUGUGUAUGGCUUUGGAGAGCGUGGGAUUGGGAAGUUUCUGAUCACACUGGCUACCAUGGGUUUAGUUUUUCUCCUCUUGCUUUUAUCUCUGGAGACUAUUUCCUGGAACCUGAGGAACUUUGUCUUUCGUAACAUUAUUUUUUAUUUCUACAAUAAAUUCAGAAAAGGCAGGCAAGUAAUUCUCUAUAGAAUGCCCUCAUGUGUACUCCUGGUCUUGAAAAUAUCUAACCAGGGAAUCAAAGAAGACGAGGAUGAGGACAUAAGGAGAGAAAGAAUGGAAGUUCUCACACUGAUGCUCAGGUCACAGAAAACCCCACUGGUCCUUAAAGAAGUUACAAAGAUUUAUUUUAAGUGUCCUGUUGUCAAGGCUGUGAGAAAUAUCUCCCUUGCAGUCAGGAGAUCAGAGUGCUUUGGAUUGCUUGGAUUAAAUGGGGCUGGAAAAACUACUACAUUCAAAAUGCUGACCGGAGAAGAAACUAUCACCUCUGGAGUUGCAUUGAUUGAUGGCAACAGUGUCGCUGGAAAUCCAAGAAAGAUUAGGUCAAGAAUUGGUUACUGUCCUCAGUCUGAAUCUGUGCUGAACUACAUGACAGGCCGGGAACUGCUAAUCAUGUACUCGAGGCUGUGGGGGGUCCCAGAGGAAGACAUUAACAAGUACGUGGAAACCUUUCUGCAUUCAGUGCACCUGGAACACUUUGCUGACCAGUUUAUCUACACAUACAGUGGUGGAAGCAAACGCAGGCUAAGUACCGCUGUUGCCCUAAUGGGAAAGUCUUCGGUUGUCUUCCUGGAUGAGCCGUCCACUGGCAUGGACCCAGUAGCUCAGCAUCUGCUGUGGGACACAGUUACAUGGAUCUGUAGGACCGGUAAAGCUAUCAUCAUAACUUCUCACAGAAUGGAAGAAUGUGAGACACUCUGCACUAGGCUGGCCAUCAUGCUGAAAGGGAGGUUCACCUGCCUCGGCAGCCCCCAGCAUGUCAGAAAGAGGUUUGGUCAUGUAUACACCCUAACAGUAAAGAUCAAUAUUGCUAAGGAUGAAGAUAAAGUAGCAGAGUUCAAAAAGUUCAUUCAAACAACUUUCCCAGGUAACAUCAAAAACCAGGAAUUUCAAGGGAUUAUUGGCUACUAUAUUCCAAGCAAGGAAGUCUGCUGGGGAAAGGUAUUUGAAAUUAUGGAGGAAGCCAAAGUGCUGUUCAAUCUGGAAGACUAUUCUGUCAAACAAGUAACCCUGGAACAAAUCUUUCUGACCUUUGCUAACACUGACAAAAUGAGAGAUUUUCAGGAAGUAAUUUUCUAA
This is a messenger RNA of Peromyscus californicus insignis, 5118 nucleotides long. RefSeq names its product phospholipid-transporting ATPase ABCA3-like. Lineage: Eukaryota; Metazoa; Chordata; Mammalia; Rodentia; Cricetidae. Gene Ontology annotation, molecular function: lipid carrier activity; ATP hydrolysis activity; ABC-type transporter activity. Gene Ontology annotation, biological process: transmembrane transport; lipid transport. Gene Ontology annotation, cellular component: intracellular membrane-bounded organelle; membrane. Bases 1 to 5118 code for a protein of 1705 amino acids. The transcript is spliced from 30 exons. The record is from RefSeq and is a predicted model, not a curated record.